Molecule: messenger RNA, 1035 nt
Organism: Arvicola amphibius (Eurasian water vole)
Lineage: Eukaryota; Metazoa; Chordata; Mammalia; Rodentia; Cricetidae
Product: testis-expressed protein 19.2-like
Exons: 1
Coding region: 1-1035 (344 amino acids)
Biological process (GO): placenta development; spermatogenesis; male gonad development
Cellular component (GO): cytoplasm; nucleus
Source: RefSeq, a predicted model, not a curated record
AUGUGUCCCCCAGUCAACGUUCGCCAUGGGGCCAAGGGCAUGUCCUGCCUCUAUGCGGAGUGGCUAUACCACCUUGUUCACGGAGACCAGAUGAAGAUCUGCUUUGCUUGCUUCAAGGCAGCUUUCCAUGCAAAUAGAAGAUUGCUGGAGAUGGAAUACUUGGAAGGGCUACCAUUGCAGGAUAAGUCCCAGGAACGCUCAGAGUCAGAACGCAGUUCAGAGGAAGAAUCUCCUCAGCCUGAGGUAGAAUCUCAGUCUGAGGUAGAAUCUCAGCCUGAAGUAGAAUCUCAGCCUGAAGUAGAAUCUUGGCCAGAGGAAGAAUCUUGGCCAGAGGAGUGGUUAGGGCACAUCUGUGCAGAAUGUCAAGGAGAUAUGCCUGAUGCCUUCAGUGACCAUUCAAGUCCUGGCUUUCUGACUCCAGGCUCUGUAGGGUCAGAUCUGGAGCCUGAGGAAGCUGUACCGCUGGACCCAGGCCCCGAGGAUACUGACUGGGAUCAGGCCCUUCCCUGGAGAUUAAGUAGCUUCUAUCCCUGUCCCCACCAGUGCAUCCUCCCGCCUCUGUCCUUGUGGGAUACUUUCCAAGUGGACCCAUAUCCUGAGCAACCUGUAUUGUUAGAGUUGAGCCCCCUCUGGCCCAUGUACAGUGGAGUAGAAACAUGGUUGGCAAAACUGGAUUUUAACUUGGUGUUGUAUGGCUUUGGUACCGUCUGCUAUUUGCGGUCAUUGACUCCUUUAUGGGCUGUGAGGACCCAGGUCAAUCGCUGGCAGGUGUUGCUGGACACUAACACCUUGUCACGGGCCCACCUGGAGACUGUACCUGAAAAACUGAGCCUGGACCGCUGUAGACUGAGCAUCCUAGAGUACUCAGUGCUGGGGUUAGAGCUGGUGCCUGCUGACUGCACCCUGCGGAAGGGCGGCUUCAAGGUGCACUCCUACCUGCCCUGGCAUAGUGACACCCCAGAGGAAUGGAGCAGGGAGCCAGAAGAGAGAUUGUUUGUCGAUGAUAUUGUUAUGCUGGAUGAGCCCAACAUCUGA